CGCAUUGUGUUUAUGGUCUCAUCUGUCAUAUGAUUGAUGAGUAAUAUUCCUUACGAAAUGGUAGUAGAUACCUCAUUUGCCUCUUAAGUUUCAAUACUAAAUCCUAAUCCUAUUCCUAAGGGACCCUUUGGCUUUUUUCACUGUUGACCCGGUUUCAAUGCUCUCUCUCUCUCUCUCUGGCAGCUGAGCUGAGGAGGAGUUCCGAAAGAUUUGUGCUUUCUUUGGCUUUUUUUGAAUCGGUCAGGCAUCUUCUUUGAAAAAUAUGAGUUCGGGUUCAAAGAAGUCCCCUUCAAAUGGCUUUGAGAAGGCUCCGACAUCUGAAGAGGAGCAGACUAAGGUCUCUGCCACUUAUUAAGGAGGUGAGAAGGUUGAUAGGGCAAUUGCCUGAUAAGCUGUCUAUUUAUUGUUCUGAUGCAUGCAUCGCAAGAUAUCUACGAGCACGUAACUGGCAUGUCAAGAAAGCAACUAAAAUGCUGAAAGCGUCCUUAAAGUGGAGAUUAGAGUACAAACCAGAAGAGAUACGCUGGGAGGACAUUGUGAAUGAAGCAGAGACAGGGAAAAUCUACAGAUCAACUUCUAUUGACAAGCAUGGGAGAACAGUCCUUGUCAUGAGACCUAGUCGCCAGAACACAAAGUCGAUAAAAGGACAAAUCAAGUAUUUGGUGUAUUGCAUGGAGAAUGCUAUUUUAAACCUGGCACCAGACCAAGAACAGAUGGUCUGGCUAAUUGAUUUUGAGGGUUUCAAUUUGUCACAUAUUUCCGUGAAGGUGACUCGAGAAACUGCCCAUGUUUUGCAAGAAUGUUAUCCUGAACGCCUUGGUCUGGCAAUAUUAUACAACCCACCUAAGUUUUUCGAGCCAUUCUGGAUGGUGGUGAAGCCCUUUUUAGAGCCCAAAACUGCAAAUAAAGUCAAGUUUGUUUACUCUGAUGACCUCAACUCCAAGAAAAUAAUGGAGGAUAUAUUUGAUAUGGAACACCUUGAGUUUGCAUUUGGUGGAAAUGAUAGCAUGGGGUUUGACAUAAAUAAAUAUGCUGAAAGGAUGAGAGAAGAUGACAAAAAGAUACCAGCUUUUUGGACAAGAGAACACCCUGCCUCAACAGCACUACAACCAUCUCUGCCAUGUGCUUUAGAUUCAAUCAACUUAAAUUCUGUUUCUGUUUCUGAUGCUUCUGAUGAUGAGAAAACAGAUUGUUCACCCUCUCUCCAGGUGGAAUCGGAAGCUGUCUCCCCAGGCGAGAAUAUGGUGGCAACUAAUGGAAGCAAACAUGCCAUCUAAGAUGUAUAUUAGAAUGAAGAAUAACAAAACUUGAACCCUAUCUUGAUUAAGGUAUGGUGACUCAACCAUACAAAUGUACCUUGCUGACCGUUUUAAUGUAUCUUGUUAGCAUUGUGAAGAUUCCAUGGGUGAUUUUCCCAUGUGGAGUAAAGCCAAUGGAGAUUACAACAGGCAUUGUAUGCAUGUUUCUGUCUUCAGCAUUCUUUCCUGUGUCUCCAAUGUAGUUAAACCCCAGAUUUAUUCCUUAAAAGGGAGAACUGCUUAUUAGGUUACAACACCACUUGUAAGUUGUAACCACUACUUCCCCCAUUUAUAAAUGUAAGAAGUUGGUGUCCCCUUCAAUUUGGCAAUGAA
Molecule: messenger RNA, 1631 nt
Organism: Quercus lobata
Lineage: Eukaryota; Viridiplantae; Streptophyta; Magnoliopsida; Fagales; Fagaceae
Product: phosphatidylinositol transfer protein 3-like
Exons: 6
Coding region: 294-1277 (327 amino acids)
Molecular function (GO): phosphatidylinositol transfer activity
Source: RefSeq, a predicted model, not a curated record